Lolium perenne is the source of this 485-nucleotide messenger RNA. NCBI's taxonomy places the organism in Eukaryota, Viridiplantae, Streptophyta, Magnoliopsida, Poales, Poaceae. The record is from RefSeq and is a predicted model, not a curated record.
GAUCCAGUUGGCGGCAUGGCGUUGCGCUCUCUGGUCGGGAAGCUGAGGUUCCCCGCCUAUUUCCAGCGCGUGGCGGGCUCUGGCCGCGUCGCCUCCCAGGAUAAGAUGAGCAGCACCGCAUUUGCGAGAACUACUGACUCUACUGCUGACCGUGUUGAAAGUUACGAUGAGAUGCUCCGGUCUUUCCGCGAGAGGCUGGAGAAAGAAGCACGGCGGCAACGGAGGUCAGUGUGGAAGGCCAUUCUUGGUGCUGAAGCUGCCGCCCUAGUAGUUGCUUUUGGAGGGCUUUGUUACAUAGCUGACAAUAACAGGGUUUAAUUAAACGGAGCAGCUAGCGACCAUACUUAUGGCUAUUCAAAAGCACUUUGUUAACGACCUGUGUUCUGUAAGCGCAACUGGCAUCUCGUUCUAUAUAUACAUCUGUUUCUGAUGGAAGCGACAUAACCGGUGAUAAAUUAUGUUUUGUGGCGGCCAUCCGUUGGUAA